CUCCUCGGCACUUUGGAGCAGCGCGUCUUCGCUCUGUGGCUUCAGUCACGCUGUCCUCUGAUCGCGGGACACCUUUUGAAGAUUUUACAAGUGAUUCGAACCUUAACGAUGACAGAUUUCAAAACUUCAGACGGACUUUUCCACAAGUCCUCAUUCAGCAUCAGCAGCUUGCUGUGGAGACGAGAGGAGAUGGUGAACGACACGUCUGGUGCCGCGUCGCAGGCGCAGCCGGACGCAUCUCAUCAAGAGAGUGACACAAACUGCGACAACCCGAAAAAAGAAAGUAUACCGGUGAAGGAAGGAGGAGCGGGCAAGGGAGAAUUAAAGAAAAGCGGUGGAGGAGAGGGAAGUGUCAAACCCGAGAAGCCUCCUUUCAGUUACAACGCGCUCAUCAUGAUGGCGAUCCGCCAAAGCCCGGACCGACGGCUCACGCUCAACGGCAUCUAUGAGUUUAUCAUGAACAACUUUCCGUACUACCGACAGAACCGACAGGGCUGGCAAAACUCCAUCCGGCACAACCUCAGCCUCAAUAAGUGUUUCGUCAAAGUACCGCGCCACUACGAUGACCCGGGUAAAGGGAACUACUGGAUGCUGGACCCCUGCAGCGAGGACGUCUUCAUCGGGAACACGUCAGGGAAACUCCGGCGCAGAACCCCUGCCGGCUCCAGGAGCAAACUUACACUGAAAAGAGGAGGAACUCGCCUUAUGUCCUCCGGAUCCGCGGCCAGCGUCACCUUAGCCGCAGCGGGUUCGUUUUACUGGCCGGUUCCGCCGUUUCUGCCUCUCCAAACGCCGGUGCGCGCCCAGCUCGGCGCGGGAUCUUACAUAAGCGCUCCAUCCCGUUUUUCCAACCACUCCACGUCUGUUGUCUCCCAGCGGUCCCGACUGAGCGCAACAAGUGCCGCUGAUGCCGACCGGUUCGUGCAGACACACCAGGAGAUGUCCUACUUUGGAGUUAGCUGCGCGCAAUCCCGUCGCCACCACGUCGGCGCCGCUUUCUCCGCGUCCAUUCCUGCGUGCACGCUACCGCUGUCAGAUCCGUGCUCUUUCAAGAUGAUAUCUGGACAAGCCAGUUACUUUUACGCACAUCAAAUACCGUGUGCCGCCACGUACAGCCCGUGCCAGGAGGAGUGCGCAAGGUCCAAGACGUCUCUGGGACAUUUUGUAUCCAAGAGCGGGCACUCGGACCUCGGAGGAUGCUGUAGUGACUUUCCAAAUUGUCCUCAAGUCACGUCAAGCCCCACUUCUUCUUGGCACGUGGAAAAAUAA
Thalassophryne amazonica is the source of this 1269-nucleotide messenger RNA. It is a transcript of the gene foxg1c, whose product is annotated as forkhead box G1c. Gene Ontology annotation, molecular function: sequence-specific double-stranded DNA binding; DNA-binding transcription factor activity. Gene Ontology annotation, cellular component: nucleus. Gene Ontology annotation, biological process: regulation of transcription by RNA polymerase II. The transcript has a single exon. The record is from RefSeq and is a predicted model, not a curated record. The coding region runs from base 109 to 1269 and encodes 386 amino acids. NCBI's taxonomy places the organism in Eukaryota, Metazoa, Chordata, Actinopteri, Batrachoidiformes, Batrachoididae.